UGUUGUGCCCUCCAGGUGUGUGAUGCCCACAUGCGCAUCGUGGACAUCGAUCCCCGUUUCCCCGGAUCGUGCCACGACUCCUACGUGUGGAGGCACUCACCACUGUUAGGCCGCCUCACACGUAACCUGCGACGUGGAGAAUGGGUGCUUGGAGACUCGGGCUACCCUCUUGAGCCAUGGCUGCUGACUCCUGUGCCAGGCCAUCCAGGCAUUGACACUCCGGAGGGGCGCUACAACCAGGCCCAUGCCUCCAUGAGGAACGUUGUGGAGAGGGCUAUUGGCGUCUUGAAGGCAAGGUUCCGGUGCCUUCAAAGGUACCGGACACUCCUUUACGAGCCCAAGGAUGCAGCCACAAUCGUGGCAGCCUGCGCCGCUCUCCACAACAUUGCUUUGAAGGCAGGGGAGCCGGAGCUGCAGGACAGUGAUGAGGAGGCUGACGACAACCAGCCACCGCUGCAACAGGGCUUGCCUGUGUCUCAAGGGCACCACACCUGCCGGCAAGAAACGCCCAGAGAGCUGCUGAUGAGGGCGAAGCAGAUGAGGAGCCAGGUUGUCAACCUGUUCUCUGCGGCCCCUAGCUGGCGUACCACUCACCUGCGUGUGCUGCAUCGUCGGCUGAGGCAGCAACAGCAGCCUCGUCGCGCGGCUCAACCGUAA
Dermacentor albipictus is the source of this 657-nucleotide messenger RNA. Its product is annotated as putative nuclease HARBI1. Lineage: Eukaryota; Metazoa; Arthropoda; Arachnida; Ixodida; Ixodidae. The record is from RefSeq and is a predicted model, not a curated record.